Exophiala mesophila is the source of this 1370-nucleotide messenger RNA. RefSeq lists its product as uncharacterized. Gene Ontology annotation, biological process: polyphosphate catabolic process. Gene Ontology annotation, molecular function: phosphatase activity; endopolyphosphatase activity. The record is from RefSeq and is a predicted model, not a curated record. NCBI's taxonomy places the organism in Eukaryota, Fungi, Ascomycota, Eurotiomycetes, Chaetothyriales, Herpotrichiellaceae. The transcript has a single exon. Bases 1 to 1302 code for a protein of 433 amino acids. Gene Ontology annotation, cellular component: cytoplasm.
AUGCCUGACCCCAACCAUCCCUCCCCGGACUCAACCCUUUUCACCGACCAUCGCCUGCGAAAGUCUUCGAUAGACCACCAUGCAGAUCAAUGGCGACCACAUCCAUCUCGCCGAUCCCUACCCUCUUUCCUACGACCAUCCUAUCAAUCCCGCCUUCUCCACAAACUCGAUGCCUUUACUGAUAGGCUAGUGGCCAUAUUGAAAGCUCCUCGGCCGCGGAGGUAUCUGGCAACCUUCCUCGUCGCUGGCGUGUUCCUAUUGCUCUUGUGGACGCAGUUUCUUUCAAACUUUGUGCAAGAGGAACGAGCCGUGUGGGAGGCUUUGAAGGGAGACAUGAAGCCCUCCACAGCCGACCACUUCGGCAUCAACAUCAGGCCCCAUUUCCCCAAUAUGAUACACAUGCAGGAUUUGGAUCCCAGGCUUCUGCCAGAUUCCUCUAAGCAUAAGUCAGGCACAACAUCGGAGAAGAAGCGCCUUAUUUUUGUAGGAGAUAUUCAUGGCUGCAAGGCUGAGCUGGAACAAUUGCUAGCAAAAGUCAACUUUGAUCCGAAGACAGACCACCUGAUUGCCGCUGGAGACAUGGUGGCCAAAGGACCGGACACUGCCGGUGUAGUAGAUCUUCUUCGGGCGUACAAGGCUUCUUGUGUUCGAGGAAAUCAUGAAGACCGCCUGCUUCUGGUCGCAGAUCAGGUCAAGUCAGCAUCAUUGAGGACCAACAAGCCGAAAAGCGGCAAAAGUCCAGAUAAGUCUCUCCAGGAUUCAUUCACUGCAGACACGCCCGAGAUGCAACUUGCCAAAGCUCUGAACGCUGAACAGCUUGAUUACCUGAGGCGUUGUCCGGUCAUUCUCCGGGUUGGGGAAAUGAAAGCAUUUGGUGGGCAAGUCGUGGUCGUGCAUGGGGGACUUGUUCCUGGCGUUGGCCUUAUGGACCAGGAUCCGGCCUCUGUGAUGAAUAUGCGAGUCAUUGAUCUCAAGACUCAUGUUCCUUCCAAGAACCAUGAGCGGGCGGGAAGCGUCCCCUGGUAUCAUCUCUGGAACAAAUACCAACAGCUAGUACCUGCGAAGCAACGCCUUGCAGGAUACAGAGACAGCGGAAGAUGGUCAUCGCCAACGUCUCACACGACUGUGGUCUAUGGCCAUGAUUCCAAAAAAGGUCUCCUACUGAAGACCUACACCAAAGGUCUAGACUCUGGAUGUGUCAGGGGGGGCAAACUCACCGCUUUGGUUGCGGGGGACAAUGGCAAGCAACACAUUGUUCAGGUCAAAUGUAAAAAAUCUGCUACUGGUGCUCUGGCAGAUUGAAAGUUGCAGCCAGGGCUGGUCCUCUGGCCACAACCUUGAGAUUAAUUGUGAUCAAAAUGAAAAUUUAA